AUGCUCCCUCUCAAUCAUGUAAUCAAUUCGCCAACUCUAUCACCACAACAUAUUGUAGCAACUUCAUCUAUUUAUCGUCAGUUAACCAGCGAUAAACAAAAACAACAACAAAAACGACAAAAACGCCCAACAACCACUACUAACACUACUAUUACGACUGCUACACUUUUCUCAGUGCACAUUACAAACAUAACUUCUUCUCUUUUUUCUUCCAUUUCAUCAACUCAGCAGCAACAACUUUCAUUCGAGGAUCCCUAUUCGGCUAAAACAGGAAUCAAGACAGCAGCUCUACUCGGCGGCAUGUUAUUCCUGGUUAUAUUUUAUUUAAUUUGGAAAGCUCGUGGUCGUUUAUGUCGUUCUUCAUCAGAUGAAGUUGGUAAUUCACGUUUGUCAGCAGCUAAAUUUGAUCUAGCUUAUUGGCUUAAACAAGUCGAUUUACUUGAAGCAAAAGAACUUGAACGUCAUCGUGGUGGUCAAUCUCUUUAUCUUGAAUUACCAAAUAUAGAACCACGUAAUAAUCGUGAAGCAACAGCAUUAUGGAUUGCUGAUACUUAUCGUCAUUGGCGUCUUAUUCGAUAUCGACAACAACAACAAAUUUUUCGAAAAAAUACAAAUCAACAACCAGAAAUAAAUUUUAUCCCAUAUCGAAGACGACGUUAUCGAAUACAUCGUUUUCUACGACGAUUUUUUAAAUCAAAUCGUCAACAUCCAUUAAUUUUAUUCGAACAUCCACAAUCAUUGAUUAAUGAUAUGAGACUUAGUAUAGUAAGCAAUAAUUUUAUCCCAUCAUCAUUUACACCUAACUUACCAAUUCGACGAACAUGUUCAUGGCCUGUACUUAAAUCCAAUCAUCAUCAAUCAGGUGUUCCAAUGAGUGCUCUUCAAACACAUCUGGCUAGAAAACGUCUUCUCAAACGAACAUCAAGAACUACAUUUGAUAUAUAG
This is a messenger RNA of Rotaria sordida, 945 nucleotides long. NCBI's taxonomy places the organism in Eukaryota, Metazoa, Rotifera, Eurotatoria, Philodinida, Philodinidae. The record is from the annotation of a GenBank genome assembly.